Molecule: messenger RNA, 2568 nt
Organism: Adineta ricciae
Lineage: Eukaryota; Metazoa; Rotifera; Eurotatoria; Adinetida; Adinetidae
Source: the annotation of a GenBank genome assembly
AUGUAUAAGAAUUAUGCACUUGACACGUAUUAUUAUCGAGGAAAGUUCCUCUACGAAAUGUUAAUCACAAGUGAUCAUUCGAACUUAUCUGAUAUUGACAAUAGAACGAGAAACUCGUCCGAUUUCUCACAAGAAUUUCAACCAAUAUGGAUUAGUUUAUCCUUAAUUAGCAUUAUUAUAUUCACUGUCGGUGGUAAUAGUCUUGUUUGUAUAGCUGUUCUACGUGAAAGACAUUUACAAAAUACAACUAAUUAUUUUUUAACGUCACUUGCAAUCACUGACUGUCUCGUUGCAUGUCUUGUUAUGCCAAUUGCUGUCGCUGUGGAAUUUAUCGGAUAUUUUCCAUUUGACUCUUUAACAUGUAAUAUUUGGUUGACGUUUGAUGUUUGCUGUUGUACAUCAUCGAUAUGGCAUAUGAGUGUUAUGUCAUUGAAUCGCUAUCAAACACUACGAUAUCCGUUGAAAUACGGACGAAAUAAACGUCGGAGUUUAGUGACAUAUAAGAUCAUUACAAUUUGGAUAAUAUCAUUUGCAAUAUGUCUGCCAUUAUUUAUUUUGGCUCUAAUCGAUUCAUCGAAUGUGUAUAAUGAAAAGACACGCGCGUGCUUUCCUACUCAUCGAACAUUCAAAAUCUAUGGUUCAUUUGUUGCUUUUUUCAUUCCAUUGAUUAUCAUGAUUGUAACAUAUGCAUUGACAAUGACAGCGUUGCAGCAAGCUCAUACGACCAAACGAGAGCGUACUAAACGACGAAAAAAGAUUCGUGCUGUAGUUAAUCUCGCUGCCAUGGCUGUCAAAUGGAAACGAGCAGUGAAUGCAGUCGAGAUACCAGACGACAAACCGUCUUUGUCAACGACGAAUUCAAAUCAUGGAUCGGUAGCAGUAGAAAAGGAAUUACCAGUAAAUUAUCAACGAAAACGUUCAUCGUCGCUAUUGAUGGCUGAACAACCAAAAAAAUCAAUAUUUAUUUCUCAUCAACGUCUAGAUGAAUAUCCGCAACGUGCUCCAUCGUUGCGAAUCCAUAUGCGUCGAGAGAAAUCUCCUGAUCAAAUGUCAAAUCAACAUCUAAAUGUGAGUACUCCGAAUAACUUACAAACACCUACACGACGUUCGCAUUCGUGUACGCCAUUCUUGGAUGCGAAAAAUGCGCGUAAAAAUCGACGGCGGAGUUCGUCUGUACAUACACUCUUGCAAAUCCGUCGUAAUUCGGCGAAAAUCAGUGAAGAAUUAGCUAAUCUAACUGCUCAAUUAUCAGCAUCUGCAUCCAAUGCUGAUCCUUCUAGUAAACGAGCUUCACUUUCAGUUCCGGCGCCUUAUGAUCGAACAGAUAAAGAAACACCAACUAUAGCUCAAUUACUUGCGGAAGCAAGUGUCAAUCAACCGAUUGUUAUUCCCACGUCUUUUCUCACUGUUAACCCCAAACGACGUCGACGAUCAAAUAGUGCUGAUAUUCGAUUACCAAUAUUUGAUACCAAUGAGAGGAAAACAUCGACAUCGAAUUUACCUGUACCAAAUCUUCUCGUUACACAUGACAGUCCUCAUACUAGCCUGUCGAAUGAUCACUCGGAAUGCAAAAAGCAUCAUUCGACCAUUGAUGUAACGUGUCAACGUAUUAAAGAUUGGAUCAUCACAACAGCAUCGUCAACUACUCUGAAUAAUCUACAUCAAACACAAAUUCCUCUACGGUGUGCAUCAGCUAUCAAUAUCACUGAAAAUACUCCAAUAUUAAAUGGUCCAAAGCAAAAUUUUCCACCCUUAACUCGUCUUAAAAAACAUUUCCCUCGUAUCGAACAACUGUAUGGUCAGACAUCAACACCAAAUACCACAUUCCAACCGCAGCAACAUUUACUUGUCGACGAUCACGUACCAUCUGUGCAACACUUCGCUGUUGGUAAACGUGCAAGUAUUUAUUCUUUAACAUCAUCAAUCUUAGCGUCUCGUUCUUCUCGAUAUAAUCGGCCAAGUACGUCAUCUUCCUUAGGUUCAUCAUCCCUUCAAGGAACUAUACGUCGCGCUCAUCCCCGCCUGAAAGAUAUCGUCUCCCAAGUUAGCUUCCAAAUGGUUUCACUAGACACCGACGACACAUCGUCGUGCACAUCUAGUCUCACCUAUCACUCCGCUCAACUUCAAUCUGCUAUAGCAGGUACGGCAAAUACAAUAACAAAUCGUCAGCGAAAAAAACGUCAACGAUUUAAAAGUUCUGUGAAAAAGUGUGCAACCAAUGAACGUAAAGCAAUGCGUGUAUUACUUAUUAUUUUUUCUAUCUUUGUUAUUUUAUGGACACCGUUUUUUGUUAUUAAUCUUAUCUCUUGCUUCGUUUCGGAUAUUCAUCCACUUUUAGCGGCAGUGGCCACAUGGCUUGGCUAUUGCUCAUCCUGUGCCAAUCCAAUUAUUUAUACAAUUUUUAGUCGAACAUUUCGGCAAACGUUCGUCAAUAUUCUAACAUGUAGAAAAACUAUUCAUCCACGUCCAUCAUCUCAAAUGUUCAGUCCAUCUGCUGGUCAUUCAAUGACAAUGUCCGCUGGGCGCAAAUUUUCAGCAAUUAGUAAAGGACACACCGAUCUACGUUAA